AAAAUAUGUCCCUUAUAACGCAGUUAUUUAUGAGCACGAAACAAACAUCCAACUGACACACCUGAGAAAGAAAUGUUUUUUGCGAAGGUGAUUAGCAUACUGAGUAUUCAUUCAGCAAUCUCUAUUACAGCAUGGGGAAGUGCUAUAAGUGGAGGCUGCACCAUUACUGAAUUUUCUCAAGUGUCCCAAGUAGUGAACAGCUGUACGAAUAUAGUGGUGAAAAAUUUGAAUGUUCCUGCUCAGCAAACACUGCAUAUGAAACUGAAAAAAGAAAGUACUCUGUCAUUUGAAGGUACCACUAUCUUUGGAGUAGCCAAUUGGGAAGGUCCUCUCAUUAAAAUUGAAGGCGACACUGUCAAAAUAGAUGGAGCAGAAGGUUCAAAAUUUGAUGGACAAGGAGCUGAAUACUGGGAUGGCAAAGGAGGUCAAGGUUCUAAGAAGCCACUCUUCUUCACAUUUCAGGGAAGUGGAGAAUUGACCAACAUCAAUUUACUCAACUGCCCAGAACGUUGUUCUGAUGUUCAUGGAUCUCAUAUUACCAUCGAUCAUUGGAAUAUCGAUGUUUCUGCUGGAGAUAAGAAUAACUUAGGCCACAACACUGAUGGAAUCGGCGUAUGGGGAGAAAACAUAAUCGUCAAGAACAGCGUUGUGAGGAAUCAAGACGACUGUUUUGUUAUGGCUCGUGGACGGGACAUACAUGUCAGCAACCUAUACUGUUCAGGAGGCCACGGGAUCAGUAUGUCGGUGGGUCUGAGCAAAACUUCCUUUGAAAGCAAUUUCGUUCAAAAUGUCACCUUCAAAGACAUCACCCUUGUUAAUUCGGACAAUGGAAUUCACCUCAAAACACACAAAGACGGUGGUCCGGGACUUGUGGAACAUAUUACCUAUAAAAAUAUCACCUUGAAAGGUAUUAGACGAUAUGGUAUAGAAAUCCAACAGGAUUAUCCAGAAAAUGAUGGAAAACCAACAGACAAUAUUCCAAUAAGAGACGUGACGGUGAUUGGAGUGAGGGGCACUAUGACUGGUAAACAUUCUGUUCCAGUUAGGGUUUCGUGUAGUACUGGAGCUUGUGCUAACUGGAACUGGUCAGAGGUUGAUAUUAAAGGAAACCAUAAGCCCUGUUCUAUGAAUUUUAAACCUAACGGGUUCUCUUGUUGACUUCCCACAAGACAAAAUAAAUCUUUCGAAAACACUUUUCCAACACCGAAACAAAAUUAGAUUAGAGAUGAUAAUAUGUUUGAUGGAAAAAUAUACGGCUAUUGUACUCUAAUUUUAAAACUUAAUAAAAUAGUAGAACUUCACAAAAAUGUA
This is a messenger RNA of Leptinotarsa decemlineata (Colorado potato beetle), 1311 nucleotides long. Its product is annotated as polygalacturonase. Gene Ontology annotation, molecular function: polygalacturonase activity. Gene Ontology annotation, biological process: pectin catabolic process. NCBI's taxonomy places the organism in Eukaryota, Metazoa, Arthropoda, Insecta, Coleoptera, Chrysomelidae. Gene Ontology annotation, cellular component: extracellular region. The record is from RefSeq and is a predicted model, not a curated record.